Messenger RNA from Parastagonospora nodorum SN15, 639 nucleotides. RefSeq lists its product as hypothetical. The record is from RefSeq and is a predicted model, not a curated record. NCBI's taxonomy places the organism in Eukaryota, Fungi, Ascomycota, Dothideomycetes, Pleosporales, Phaeosphaeriaceae. The coding region runs from base 1 to 639 and encodes 212 amino acids. The transcript has a single exon.
AUGACCUGGUGGCCCUUCUCAAGUGGCAGCGUGGACGCCAAAGCACAGCCUCAAUCACAACCGCAAACAUUAUCGCAAUCAGCACCACAACUCCAGCCUCACGAGGCUCUGUCAGGCUCAGUGCCACACUCAAUACCUCCUUCCAGCUCGGCAUCGAGCCCACCUACACACCCCGACACCGCACCCCACGACCACGACCCCGACUUCUAUGCCGCCCACCCCCAUCUCGCCCCUCCCUCCUUCUCCACAACCACAAACUCCAGCACUCAGACCCCCUCCCCCUCCCCCUUCCCCUCCAACGAAAACGACGAACUCGACCCCCACCUCCCGCGCACAAUGUCCUGCCGCGCCGCCUUCGACUCAGCCUUCUACUGCUCCUCACUCGGCGGCCAUUUCAACGACAUAUACCGCUACGGCCAGCUGCGCUCGUGUAGCGACCACUGGAACGACUUCUGGUUCUGCAUGCGUGUUAAGAAUAGCUAUAGUGGGCGCGACGUCAAGGAGCGCAUGGUGCAGGAGAGGUAUAGGGAGAAGGAAGACAAGCUGAGGAAGGGUCCGAGUAGUGAGGAUGUGUGGAGGUUAAGGGGGGAGGAUGAGAGGGUAGUUGGCGCGUUUGGCAUGGGGAAGAGGGAGUCGUGA